This is a messenger RNA of Protomyces lactucae-debilis, 964 nucleotides long. RefSeq lists its product as uncharacterized. The transcript is spliced from 2 exons. The record is from RefSeq and is a predicted model, not a curated record. NCBI's taxonomy places the organism in Eukaryota, Fungi, Ascomycota, Taphrinomycetes, Taphrinales, Protomycetaceae. The coding region runs from base 83 to 553 and encodes 156 amino acids.
AGCACCAACACUACAUCCAACAGCUGGCCCUUUCAUCUACCCAUCUUCCACACCAUUUCACCUCAUUACAGACAUUUACAGGAUGGACAGAGCCUACCAGCAGCACGCAUGGGCAAUGCAGCCUCAAAUGCAUCCGCAAGACCGCAUCCCCGUAGCAACGGCCUAUACCGUCAUUCAAAGUGCGCAAGCCCGGUAUGAAUCGGCCAGGUCAUUCGAUGUGGACGAUGAUCUUGAGUUCAACCCUUGCCUGAGCCCAGAAGAGUACAGCGCCUGUUUUGCUGAAUCUUCCCUCUCAACGCGCUCCAACCGCAGUGAAUCCAAUUCACCUCCGCAGCAACAAUCCCUCCCGCACUCGGUGAUCGGGAUGAAUCCAUAUGCGCAACAGGCGCAGGUUGUGCAUCAGCAGCAUCAGGGAUUCGCCAAUCAAGCCGCUGCCAGCGGACGGCACCGGAAGCGCAAUCCUAUUCAGAUUGUGGACCCGCGCAAUUAUGCUGGUCAACAACAGCAACAACAAGCAUCGCAGCAGCAGGGCCAUGCUAACCAAUGGAGGUAAAGGCCUUAUAAAGCACUUACUUUUGUUGGCGCCAUCUGUAUGCUCUGCGAUGCCCCGUUAUGAUUGCUGCCACUUCCCACAUUGUAAAUUGAUGAUCCUGUACAGAGACAACUUCAAAAGACGACGAAACCAAUUUCCUUUUAGAGAGCGAGCGGCCAUUUCACAUCGAGCCUGGCUUUCAUGCACAUCACGCCAACACAGUAUCUGCUUUACCCUUCACCAUCUCAACCACAAACGACUGUCAUUAUCAUAUGUAUGAAAGGAAUGGAAGCAGCGCAAAAGAUCACAUUCACCAUCGUUCAUUUGCUUACCGUCUUCGCUCUGACUUUAACCACCUUUCUUGGAGCGUGCCAUUAUUUCUUGGAAUAUCUGUACCUAUCGUAGCUAUGAAGCACUUGAUUCAAGUCUGCC